Messenger RNA from Schistocerca cancellata (South American locust), 1693 nucleotides. RefSeq lists its product as uncharacterized. Gene Ontology annotation, biological process: double-strand break repair via break-induced replication. Gene Ontology annotation, molecular function: single-stranded DNA helicase activity; ATP binding; DNA binding. The record is from RefSeq and is a predicted model, not a curated record. NCBI's taxonomy places the organism in Eukaryota, Metazoa, Arthropoda, Insecta, Orthoptera, Acrididae. Bases 56 to 1693 code for a protein of 545 amino acids. The transcript is spliced from 10 exons.
CAAAUAUUCCACUGUAAUUGCAGAAUAAUCUAUAUCGUACGGAAGAACUCGGAGAAUGUUCGUUGCGUGGUUGCAAAAUGAAUUCGGACUGAGACCAGCAGAUAUUCUCGAAAGUGGACUAGACCUGACAACGGUUGGAAUUAGGUUGCAGGAAGACUUUCUUCUAUAUUUGGAGAAAAGUAAUUAUUUGGAAAAACUGAAAGAAUAUUAUGCCAAACAAAUCAAUGGUUCACUAAAGAACAGCAUUUUACAACCCGUAAACUUCUAUUUACCAAUUGAUAUGGAAGAUCUGUUGAGUGUAUCAGGUGAACAUUUUACAAACUUGCUGUUUCAUGAACCACACAUUGCUCUUUCUAUUAUACACAAAGUGAUAUAUACUGCUCUACAUUGCAUGGAAAAUACACACAUUGUUUUACCAGGACAAGUAAAAAUUGUACUGCGACCUUCAAAUAUAUUGCGUAAUGUCUCUUAUUGGGACUAUAGUGCAGAAUAUUGUGGAAUAUCAACAUUUCAAGGAGUUGUAAUAUCACUAUCAAAGCCACAUAAGUAUACCCAAAGUUCAGUUGUCAGAUGCCAGGAAAUAAAGUGUAUCAAUUCAAAAGGUUAUUGUAUGCCAGGUGUCAUAAACACAUCAUACAUUCAUUGCAACCUCUGUGGUUCAAAACUAAUAGAAGAAUUUAGGUGUAGAGAAACAGGAGAUCAAGUUCUUGCAUUGAUGGUCAACCCAGAAGCAUAUAAAUUUAAUCAGCAGCAUCUGUACAAACGCAGCCAGGCAGUGCUUGUCUGUUUUCAAGAUGAUCUUGUUUGCAGUUUACAUCUUGGAGGCUGCUAUAACGUGGUAGGGCACAAACAGCCAAAAUUCUUUUAUGCAUGGAAUAUUGAAGAAGUGGUUAAUUUGUAUGGAGAAUAUAAUACAAAGAAAGUUUAUUCAGCAGCUCUUCCAAAACAAAUUUCAUACUUGUUGGACCUAUUGAGGAGCAAUGACUGUCAUUCACCAUGGUCAUUUGUGACAGCACUUGCUUCACAGAUUGCAACAGACAUCUAUCCAGCCUCAGCACUUUUGCAUUUAAAAAUGGGAAUGCUUUUAAACCUGGCAGUUCAGGGAAGCACUCAGAAGAAGCCAGUACACCUGUUGGCAAUAGGAAGAGAUGUGCUCUUAGCGCAGCGGUUCCUGAGGCGAGGUGGGCAACUGGGACAACGUUACAUUGAACACUUUUCACCUGUUUUUACCUGUGCUGUUAAUGGAAAUACUCGUGUGGAUGAGCAAGGUCUCCAGUGGACUGAUGCCGGCCCUCUGACGCUGGCUAAAAAAGGGGUAUGCUGUCUAGGUGAUUGGGCAAAGUUUUCUCAACACUCAAAGCACACACCCAUUGUUUCUGCCAUUGAAACUGGACAAAUUUCAUUCAGACAUCAUGGAAAUAUAACUGAAGGGAUGCACACGAGUCCAUUAGAGUGUUCUGUGUGGACAUACUGUCAGCAUUCUCCUUACAGUUCAAAAUUCUCAGAUCAGAAGCAGAUUAGAAUGCUGAUUAACAUUUUUGGUAUUCCGUAUCUGUGUGAUGACAGCAAUGAAACAGUGGAAAUUUGUCAACACAUUUUAAUGAAAUCAAUAUUAAGAACUGAAAGUAAGGUAAAUAAUGACGACUUGAGAGAGGUAAGCCUGCAGGACUACAAUGUGGCACAUUUUUAUUGA